Molecule: messenger RNA, 1206 nt
Organism: Carassius carassius (crucian carp)
Lineage: Eukaryota; Metazoa; Chordata; Actinopteri; Cypriniformes; Cyprinidae
Product: regulator of G-protein signaling 11-like
Exons: 10
Coding region: 39-1007 (322 amino acids)
Biological process (GO): regulation of G protein-coupled receptor signaling pathway
Source: RefSeq, a predicted model, not a curated record
GUUUCUGUUGGUAUCUAUUAUGUGUAUGUAUCAUGUAAAUGAUUUUCCCCCCUCAUUUUAAUUUAGAGGCAUUGCACAUUGGACAAAUCUUUGUGAAGUACGGAUACAUUUACCCUUUAAAAGAGCCCAGAAACCUAAUUCUGAAUGUGGACAAUUCACCUUAUCGCUUCCAGAUGCCAUAUUACUGGAUGUCAACACGCUGGCCGGCUUCAGAACUGGACUAUGCAAUCUAUUUGGCAAUGAAGAAUAUCCGAAAACAAGGAAAACUAAUUGAGUAUGAAAAGGAAUGCUAUAAUGCUUUACAUAAACGUAUCAACGACACCUGGGACUUUGUUGUGAUGCAGGCAAGAGAGCAGCUCAGGGCAUCAAAACAGCGUCGGAAAGCAGAUUGUAUAGUGCUGGAGUGUAAGGAGCAAGCUUACUGGCUAGUGAACAGACCACCUAGAGUUUCCGUGCCGACUAAACUUCCUGUGGAGCGCUGGAGCUUCAGCUUCAUGGAGCUACUGAGUGACCCAAUGGGCAGAAAAGAGUUUCUCACUUAUUUGAAGAAAGAAUUCAGUGCGGAGAACUUGUGUUUCUGGCAGGCCUGUGAGGACGUCCGUCACGGCGAGACCUCAAAGAUUCCAGGGAAAGUGGAUGAGGUUUACAAGCAGUUCCUGGUUCCUGGUGCAAGUCGCUGGGUCAAUAUUGACAGCAAGACCAUGGAAAAGACCUUGGAAGGAUGCACGCGCCAUCAUCCUUUUGUCUUGGAUGAUGCUCAAAUGCACAUUUACUUCCUCAUGAAAAAGGAUUCAUACCCUCGUUAUCUCAAAUCUGAUCUCUACAAGAGCUUAUUAACCAGAGCCGUAGUACCACAGGAGACCAAGAAAAGUGUGUUCCCUUUCAUGCGUCGCCAGCGUCACUCCAGCCCCUCACCUGCCCUUGCCACCCAAGCUGCAGAGGAUGAUGGGAAGGCAAAGAUCUCUAACUCUUUCAAAAGCAAUGCUGAAACUGCAUCCCGGGUUUAAGCAUGUUGUGCUACCUUAUGUUCCCUAACACAGUUGUAAAUGGAUCUGCAUUGCUUCCUCUUGUGCUUUACAAAACAGAUGUUUCAGAAUAUAACAACAGAUCAUUAUGUAACAAGAAUGCUUGAUUCCUCUGUUCACAUUUCUCUGUAUACUAUCACACAGGAAUACAGCUUUUUCUGCAUUUCAAAAAUACAAUGUA